Molecule: messenger RNA, 360 nt
Organism: Trypanosoma grayi
Lineage: Eukaryota; Euglenozoa; Kinetoplastea; Trypanosomatida; Trypanosomatidae
Exons: 1
Coding region: 1-360 (119 amino acids)
Source: RefSeq, a predicted model, not a curated record
AUGACUCAGCACACGAGCCAGCAAACGUCGCGUCGACGCCUUCUGAGCAAACGCUACGGCAUCAUCUUGUACAGCAGUGAAUCGAGCAUCGUGGGCAACAAGCUGCUGCUGGAACUGCUCCUCCCGCUGCCGCUGCACCUCGAGUUGGCCCUCAAAGUAACGCCGCAUCGCUCGCUUUGCGGCUCCCAUAUCCUUCUCUUCCUCUGUGCAGCCUUUACCACUAUCGCGGAUGAGGUUGCAAAUGAGGUGCACGCUGCGCUCGAGGUAUCGCAUCGCUUCCUCCUGCUUUGCCUGCGACGCCAACUGCAACUUCACCGACUCAGCGACCGUUACUCCUUCACCAUCAUCAUUAUCAAUUGA